CGCCUGUCUAAUGGACUGGAUCAUGUGUGUAAAGGAAUGGUCAAUUGGUCCGUCUCGAGAUGCCACCGGCGUUGACUGGUCGGCUUCGGCGUUUGAUCGCAGCUGCCAUGGCGGAUGACCAAUCUCAGAACGCGCACGGCAAGAGGUUAGUAAGAUUCAGUCAGGGACGCCUGCAGGCAGUCAAAGGACGAUGAUGCACACAGCACAGCGUGAAGACCAUCCGGAUUGACCGCUCAUUCAAGCUGCGGACAGCUGCGGCAACGCUUUGAUAACGUGGUGAACUCGAUGAGCUUUUGCUGGGCUGCAUCCACCGGGCCAUGACGAAAAAGUGGGCCACAGUCCGCCGUAACCAUGAGGCAAGCGUGGCGGCGGCCAAACAUCCCACGUUUUAGCGUCGUCCGGCAGCCCCUCUAAAGAAUCGAAAGCUUCUUCAACACCACGAUCUUCCUCUCCUCCUCCAUUGAAUUCUACAGUCUACACCAUGCCGUACUCAGAAGUAGAUACCCGAGCCGUCAAUACGAUCCGAACCCUCGCGGUCGAUGCCACCGCGAAGGCGAACUCUGGUCACCCGGGCGCCCCUAUGGGCAUGGCCCCGGUUGCCCACGUCCUGUUCAACAAGUUCAUGACAUUCAACCCCAAGAACCCUGGAUGGUUGAACCGCGACCGCUUCGUUCUCUCCAACGGUCACGGCUGCAUGCUUCAGUAUGCUCUUCUUCACCUGUUCGGCUACGGCGUUAGCAUGGACGACCUAAAGAACUUCCGUCAAAUCGACUCAAUCACGCCUGGUCAUCCCGAGGCCCACGACACCCCCGGCAUCGAGGUCACCACUGGUCCUCUCGGCCAGGGUUUCGCCAACGCCGUCGGUCUUGCCAUCGCUGAGAGGCACUCUUCUGCCGUCUUCAACAAGCCCGGCUACGAGCUGUUCAACAACUACACAUACGCCUUUUUCGGUGAUGGCUGCGCUAUGGAGGGUAUCGCCUCCGAGGCUGCCUCCAUGGCCGGUCACUUGCAGCUCGGCAACCUCAUCAUGGUCUAUGAUGACAACCACAUCUCUAUUGACGGUGACAUCAAGUGCGCUUUCACUGAAGACGUCAUGAAGCGAUUUGAGGCCUACGGCUGGCACACACAGCACGUCGCCGACGGUGACUCCGACCUCGAGGGCAUCGAGGCCGCCAUCAAGAAGGCACAGGAGGUCAAGGACAAGCCCUCCGUCAUCAAGCUGACCACCACCAUCGGCUUCGGCUCUAAGCUCCAGGGUACUGGCGGUGUUCACGGCAACCCUCUCAAGGCCGACGACAUCAAGAGCGUCAAGGAGAAGUUCGGGUUCGACCCCGAGAAGACCUUCGUUGUUCCCCAGGAGGUCUACGACCAAUACCACAAGCACGCUGCUGAGGGUGCCGCUGCUGAGCAGGAGUGGAACCAGCUCCUUGAGAAGUACAGCAAGGAGUUCCCCGAGCUUCACAAGGAUCUUGUCCGUCGCCGCAGCAGAGAUCUGCCCGAGGGCUGGGAGAAGUCCCUUCCCACAUACAAGCCUACCGACGCUGCCAUUGCUUCCCGCAAGCUGUCUGAGGCCGUCCUCGAGGCUAUUCACGAUGUGGUUCCUGAGCUCAUCUCCGGUUCGGCCGAUUUGACUGGCUCCAACAACACCCGAUGGAAAAAGGCUGUUGACUUCCAGCCACCCAACCUCGGUAUCGGAGAGUGGUCUGGUCGUUACAUGAGGUACGGUGUCCGUGAGCACGCCAUGGCAGCUGUCAUGAACGGUCUGUCCGCCUACGGUACCAUCAUCCCCGCGGGUGGAACUUUCCUCAACUUCGUUUCCUACGCCGCCGGUGCCGUCCGUCUCUCGGCUCUGUCCCACCAGCGUCUGAUCCACGUUGCUACUCACGACUCCAUUGGUCUCGGUGAGGACGGUCCUACUCACCAGCCUAUUGAGACGCUCGCUCACUUCCGCGCUCUGCCCAACUGCAUGGUCUGGCGUCCCGCUGAUGGCAACGAGACCUCCGCUGCCUACUACAUGGCUCUUACUUCCAAGUCCACUCCCUCCAUCCUCGCCCUUACCCGUCAGAACCUGCCCCAGCUUGAGGGCUCCACACUCGAGAAUGGUAUCAAGGGUGGUUACGUCGCUCUCGAGAAGGAGGGUGCUGACAUCACACUUGUCUCCACUGGUUCUGAGGUCUCCCUCUGUCUCGAGGCCGUCAAGACGCUCGAGGAGCAGGGUCUCAAGGCUCGUGUCGUUUCUUUGCCCUGCUGGGAGGUGUUUGACGCUCAGCCCAAGGAUUACAAGCUCAAGGUCAUCCCCGACGGCAUCCCCUCGUUGUCCGUCGAGGUUAUGUCCACAAUGGGAUGGGAGAAGUACUCUCACGAGCAGUUCGGUCUCAACCGCUUCGGUGCUUCCGGUCCUUACAAGGAGGUCUACAAGAAGUUCGAGUUCACCCCCGAGGGUAUUGCCAAGCGCGCGAAGCUCACCGUUGACUUCUACAAGGAGGUUAAGCCUCUCCGCUCGCCCCUCAACCGUGCUUUCCAGCAGCUUAUCUAAGCGUCUGCGUAUGAUGAUAGCGUUGUUAGUACAGGGUGUCUGGUUUGAAGGGUUGCGAUGAACGACCGAUUCGCGCUUUACGUAGUUCACACGUUGAAAACUAGGAGGCGCAUGGACGUAUAGAAUUGAUUCCCACUUUAUGAGCAACAUACUACGUUCCCCAAGUCCUAUCGUGUCAGCUUCGCCAUGUAGGUUGAUCAUUUGAGGCGCCGAUUUCUG
Didymella exigua CBS 183.55 is the source of this 2755-nucleotide messenger RNA. RefSeq names its product transketolase. The transcript has 5 exons. Gene Ontology annotation, molecular function: transketolase activity. The record is from RefSeq and is a predicted model, not a curated record. NCBI's taxonomy places the organism in Eukaryota, Fungi, Ascomycota, Dothideomycetes, Pleosporales, Didymellaceae. The coding region runs from base 482 to 2536 and encodes 684 amino acids. Gene Ontology annotation, cellular component: cytosol. Gene Ontology annotation, biological process: pentose-phosphate shunt.